ACAUGGCCCCAUUCAAAGCCAACUAAACGCUAUUGAUUUGUUGCGAUUUGUCCCUUUUUUAUGUUAAAUCUACCAUGAACGUCCACAGACUGUGGGACUACAAGAAGUACGCGAACGUGAACGGCGCCAUGCUGUCGAGCGAGCUGGUGACCCGGCUGCAGCAGUCGCUGACGCUGCUGCAGGCCGAGAGCCACUUCACGCACGUGCAGUACUGGGGGCAGAUCCACGCCGUCGACGGCGACUACCACCUCGCCGUCGGCAUCACACACGACGCCAUCGAAGACCGCAAGUACUUCUACACAAAGGACUUCCACUAUUGGACCCUCCUACCGAAAGCGAAGAAGAAGUACAAGCAUCUAUCUUUAAUUACAUCGUUCCCGUUCCGCGGCGAUCCCACGCUGAAGCUGAAAAUCGAUGAUGAAGAAUUAGAAGAUGAUGACCCUGAUAAAUGCAAGGAGAUGCUGGAGGAGAGCCGGCUGGCGGCCACCGUGAGCAACAUCAGCGAGGAGGCGGAGGUGUGCGCGCGCGGGCAGCUCCUGCGCCGCCCCGACUGCACCGCCGUCAUCAACCCGCACUUCUACGGCCUCGACGCCUCGGAAGGCAAACAGUUGCAGUCCUACCUCCACGUCAGGCCGGCCCAGCAGCGAUGGAACACGAACCUCCUCACCAGACCAGACUACAACUACAGCAUGGACUUCCUCGACUCCAUAGACCGGGACAUCCCGAGCGGAUGCUGGAAUCUCAGCCUGGAACAGAGCGGAACUGUGGUCUACUUGAAAAGUCUCUACUGGCCAGGCAUGAUGUACUUUCACAAGCUGAAAACACCUGAUGCGGGGUUUUUGUACAUCGGGAAUGGUCGUAAAAAUUGGGACGUUCCAUUUCUUCUAUAAAAUCAAUUUAUUUUAAUGUCCUUUUCUCUCUACACAUUAUUUUAUUUGCU
Messenger RNA from Plutella xylostella (diamondback moth), 940 nucleotides. It is a transcript of the gene Rsph9, whose product is annotated as Radial spoke head protein 9. Gene Ontology annotation, cellular component: axoneme. The record is from RefSeq and is a predicted model, not a curated record. Gene Ontology annotation, biological process: axoneme assembly; cilium movement involved in cell motility; motile cilium assembly. NCBI's taxonomy places the organism in Eukaryota, Metazoa, Arthropoda, Insecta, Lepidoptera, Plutellidae.